CAUGUACUUAGAUUAUAGCUUAGCCAUGUUCAUCUCUAGUAAGUUCUUCCUCUCUAGUUUCCUUGCCCUGUUGAUCUAUGGCACCCUCUCAAUCCUCGCAAGCACCCAGAGUGAUAUCCUCUCAAUCCUUGCAAACACCCAAAGUGACUUCUACUCAAUCCUUGCAAGCACCCAGAGUGAUUUCCUCGACGCUCACAACUCCGCCAGAGCUUCCGUUUCGACAUCUCCAAGAAUCCCUCCUCUCUCCUGGAGCACUGACGCCGCGGCAUUUGCAACGCAAUGGAUCACAAGCCUGAGAGACACGAAAAAUUGCGGCCUGGUUCACUCCGGUAACAGAGCAUAUGGAGAAAAUUUAUACAAAUGGCAGGGAAGUCCUGGAUUGCCACCACCAAAUCCUGCGGAAGCCGUGAAGUCAUGGGUGAGCGAGAGGACAGACUAUACGUAUGCAACGAAUAGCUGUGCCGCUGGUAAGGUUUGUGGGCAUUACACCCAAGUUGUCUGGAGGAACACCCAGAGAGUGGGGUGUGCUUCUAUCACAUGUCCAGGAAAUGCGCUGCUUGUGAGUUGUAACUAUGAUCCACCUGGUAACUGGGUUGGACAGAAGCCAUAUUAGUAGCUUGGAAAACUCACUUUAUGAAGUGGUUUUCCAUGCAUUUUCACAGCAUAAAAUUGCCACAAAUCCAAUAAGUUCUCUUCUGCAAAGCAUAGCAUCAUUAGCAUGUGUCUAAUUUUCUCAUCGCAAUAAAUCAGUAUUACUUUC
Molecule: messenger RNA, 760 nt
Organism: Selaginella moellendorffii
Lineage: Eukaryota; Viridiplantae; Streptophyta; Lycopodiopsida; Selaginellales; Selaginellaceae
Product: pathogenesis-related protein PR-1 type
Exons: 1
Coding region: 2-613 (203 amino acids)
Cellular component (GO): extracellular region
Source: RefSeq, a predicted model, not a curated record